CAAUAUUCUUCUUGGCCAGUAAUACUCACUCCAUACAAUUUACCCCCUUCUAUAUGUAUGAAAGAGGAGUAUAUGUUUUUGACUAUAAUAGUUCCUGGCCCUAGAAAUCCGAAGGAUAUGUUGGAUGUGUAUUUGCAACCCCUAAUUGUAGAAUUGAAGCAUUUGUGGGAAGUUGGUGUUGAGACUUAUGAUGUAUCAAAGAAAAAUAAUUUUCAGAUGCGUGCUGCUCUUAUGUGGACCAUAAGUGAUUUUCCAGCAUAUUCAAUGUUGUCUGGGUGGAGCACUGCGGGUAGGACUGCUUGUCCAUAUUGCAAACAAGAUUCAGAUGCAUUCACUUUAACAAAAGGUGGGAAACAAUCUUGGUUUGAUAAUCACCGUAAGUUCUUACCUCAUAAUCAUCCGUUCAGAAAAAACAAAACAGCUUUCCGGAAAAAUAGAACAGUAACAAAGACAACUCCAACUAUUCCAUCUGGUGAUGAGAUCUUGAAAGAAAUAGAAGAUUUGGGCUUGAGGAGUGUUGUAGAUUCUGGUGCACGUGAGAUUAAUAGCCGCAUUGCUAGGAUCAGUGGUUGGAGAAAACGGAGCAUUUUUUGGGAGUUACCUUAUUGGCAGACAAAUCUCAUUCGACACAAUCUUGAUGUUAUGCACAUUGAAAAAAAUGUGUUUGAUAAUAUAUUCAACACUGUUAUGAAUGUGGAAGGGAGGAGUAAAGAUAAUACUAAAUCUAGGGAAGAUUUGAAGGAAUUCUGUUGCCGACAUGCCUUAGAAAAAGAUGAUGCUACCGGAAAAUAUCCGAAAGCAUGCUACACGCUUGAUAGGCAAUCAAAAAUUGUGCUUUGUGAAUGGCUUCGCAAUCUUAAAUUUCCGGAUGGAUAUGUGUCGAAUAUAGGCCGAUGUGUUGAUAUGCGAAAGCUAAAGCUUUUUGGUAUGAAAAGCCAUGACUGUCAUGUCUUUAUGCAGAGAUUACUCCCAAUAGCAUUUCGGGAAUUGCUUCCAUCAAAUGUUUGGCAGGCAUUAACAGAAAUGAGUAAUUUUUUUAGAGAGCUCACUUCGACUGUACUCCAAGAAGAAAACAUGUUAAGGAUUAAUGAAGAAAUUCCUCUAAUUAUUUGCAAAUUAGAGCGUAUAUUUCCCCCAAGCUUUUUUGAUUCAAUGGAGCAUCUUCCGGUGCAUUUGGCUUAUGAAGCAUGGAUUGCGGGUCCAGUACAGUAUCGAUGGAUGUAUCCAUUUGAGAGAUAUCUCAGAAAACUGAAAAAGAAUGUGAGAAAUAAAGCAAGAGUUGAAGGCUCCAUAUGCAAUGCCUAUUUAGUUGAGGAAGCAACAUCAUUUUGCGCACAUUAUUUUGAACCACAUGUAAGGACAAGACAUCGAAAGAUACCCCGUAAUGAUGAUGGUGGAGAAGAUGCAGAAGAACAUUUUGGCAACUUAUCAAUUUUCAUACGUCCCGGUAGAACAUUGGGAAAAGGAAAAAUUAAAUAUCUUAAUGAAGAUGAAUAUGCAGCAGCACAAAUGUACAUCUUAUUAAAUUGUCCAGAAGUGCAACCAUUCACCAAGAUCUUUGUUGAUGAGUUAAUUACGGAGAAUCAGCACAUUGAUGAUAGACAUGUUGAUGAAAAAAUAGAACAUGAAUUUGCAGCAUGGUUUCACCAGUUUGCUCAUGAUCCUUGCAAAAGCAUUUCCAACCAAUUCUUGAAGGACUUAUCAAAAGGUCCAUUAAGGAGCUAUAAGUCUUAUAAUGGGUGCAUUGUAAAUGGCUACAAAUUUCACACAAAAACUCAUUGCUCAAAUACUGCAACAAUAAAUAGUGGUGUAUGUGUAAAGGGCACGAAUUAUACUACAGAUGAAAAUGACUACUAUGGCCAAUUAGUUGAGGUUUUAUGCUUGGAGUACCCGGGAUUACCAAUUAAGCGAACAAUCUUGUUUAAAUGUGAUUGGUUUGAUCCAACACCGAAAGUGGGUACAAAAUGUCAUCAACAAUAUAAACUCGUGGAUGUCAAUCAUAAGCGGUUCUUCAACAAAUAUGAACCAUUUGUUCUUGCAUCCCAAGCAAUUCAAGUUAAUUAUGCAACAUAUCCUAGUUUAAAAUGUGACAAGGCCAAGCGGUGGGCGGUGUUCAAAGUAAAAGCUAGAUAUGUUGUAGAAAGCUUCUAA
Molecule: messenger RNA, 2151 nt
Organism: Dioscorea cayenensis subsp. rotundata (Guinea yam)
Lineage: Eukaryota; Viridiplantae; Streptophyta; Magnoliopsida; Dioscoreales; Dioscoreaceae
Exons: 3
Coding region: 58-2151 (697 amino acids)
Source: RefSeq, a predicted model, not a curated record